Molecule: messenger RNA, 2009 nt
Organism: Nanorana parkeri
Lineage: Eukaryota; Metazoa; Chordata; Amphibia; Anura; Dicroglossidae
Gene: PTPRC
Product: protein tyrosine phosphatase, receptor type C
Exons: 12
Coding region: 1-1620 (539 amino acids)
Biological process (GO): protein dephosphorylation
Molecular function (GO): protein tyrosine phosphatase activity
Source: RefSeq, a predicted model, not a curated record
AUGGCUGCUUUUGCUAACAAAUGUGCUCAGUACUGGCCAUCAGGAGAUGGAGAGACAGAAGAGUAUGGGGACAUUGUGGUGAAAAUCACAGGUCACAAAUAUUUUCCUGAUUACAUCACUCGGAAGCUCCACGUCAGUCAUAAACGAGAGAAAACAGAGCGAGACAUCACACACAUCCAAUUUACAGUCUGGCCAGAUCACGGUGUACCUGAUGAUCCCAACUUACUGCUGAAAUUGCGUCGGAGGGUUAAUGCCUUAAGCAAUUUUUUUAGUGGCCCAAUAAUUGUUCAUUGCAGUGCUGGAGUUGGACGCACAGGAACCUAUAUAAGCAUUGAUGCCAUGCUGGAAGGUCUGGAGGCAGAGGGCAGAGUGGAUGUUUAUGGUUAUGUGGUACAGCUGAGGCGCCAGCGCUGUCUUAUGGUCCAAGUAGAGUCCCAGUAUAUGUUCAUACACAAAUCUUUGGUGGAAUACAACCAGUUUGGGGAAACAGAAGUCAGCAUGACUGAACUGCCGCUAAUACUCAAUAACUUGAAGAUGAAGGAUCCUACUUCUGAACCCUCUCAGCUAAUGUGUGAAUUUCAGAGAUUACCAUCAUAUAGAAACUGGAGACCACAAACCACAGGAACCCAUCAAGAUAACAAAGAUAAGAACCGCUCCUCAAUUGUUCCUUAUGAAUUUAACCGCGUUCAGAUCAAGAUUGAUGAAGAGCCUGAACAGGAAGUAACAGAGGAUUCUGAAAUGUCUUCAGAUGAUGACAGUGACUCUGAAGAGUCAAUAUAUAUCAAUGCCUCAUAUAUAAUAGGAUACUGGGGAACACGGGAGAUAAUUGCUGCCCAAGGACCUCUCAAAAACACACUAUCUGAGUUCUGGCAAAUGAUUUUCCAAAAGAAGGUCAAGGCAGUUGUUAUGCUAUCUGCACCUAACCAGGAGAACAAUGAAAAAAACUGUGCUCCUUACUGGAAAGAGAAGAGCAAGACAUAUGAUGACCUACAGGUAGAGCUAACCAGUGAAAACUCAUGUGGCAGCUAUACUGAACGCUGUUUUGAGAUCAGGCAUGCUAAGAGGAAAGAGGUUAGAAAAGUGUCUCAGUUCUCUUAUGACCAGUGGGAGGAAGCUCUUCCUGUAAAGAUCAAUGAGCUAAUGGAUAUGAUUACCAAGAUAAAGAAGGACAUUCCAACCAAGAGAAUGGAGGAACAGACUAAGCAUGACAAGACAGUACCUCUCGUUGUUCAUUGCAGUGAUGGAUCUCAACUGACAGGCACUUUUAGUGCUCUGUGGUAUCUUCUAGAAAGUGCCAAUGUGGAAGGAGUCAUUGAUGUCUUCCAGAUUGUGAAAAAUCUACGUAGACAGCGCUCUGGAAUUGUAUCUUCCUUUGAACAAUAUCAGUUCCUUUAUGAUGCAUUGGCCAGCACUGUGCCUGCUCAAAAUGGUCAGAUCAAAUCAUCACCCAAACAGGAAGAUAAGCUGGAAAUACAGAAUGAAUUAGAAACCAAAGUAGCCCCAUCUUCCAAAACCGUUCCAGGAGAAGAGACCUCAUCUAAACCCACGGACGAUGACACAACCGCUAAUGGACCCAGUCCAGCAGCAUUCACAGAUGUGACCCUGAGAAUAGAUGAAUAACAAGCAAAAUAAUGGGCCCAGAGAUAACAGUUAGCUUGGACAACAUUGCAGCUUUAUCAUGAGCAAUAAGCAAAUGUGCUUUGUACAAAUGAAUUGCACAUAAUCUUCAGUGGAAGCAGUGUGCAUAUAUAACUUGAAUUCUUGUGUCAUCAGACCACUGUAACCUGUAUAAAGACAUGCUUUCAAUUUUGGAUGCUAUGUGUUUGAUGGACCAAAAUGAGCGGAUGACCAUAUAUACAGCAGAUUGUUUACAUUUCUGCAGACAGUUAAUAUGCGUGCUAAGUUUUUAUAUUCCUGUAUUUCUACACAUUCUAUUUGUAUGCAGACUGCCAUUGGACUACAGAUUUUUGUCAGACCACCCAUUGUUGGCUGGAUUACCAUGUACAGCA